Molecule: messenger RNA, 5092 nt
Organism: Dinoponera quadriceps
Lineage: Eukaryota; Metazoa; Arthropoda; Insecta; Hymenoptera; Formicidae
Product: ubiquitin-conjugating enzyme E2 Q2
Exons: 6
Coding region: 341-1492 (383 amino acids)
Biological process (GO): protein polyubiquitination
Cellular component (GO): nucleus
Molecular function (GO): ubiquitin conjugating enzyme activity
Source: RefSeq, a predicted model, not a curated record
ACCCCACACUGCUCGAUGGUUGGGCAAUCGUUUUCAGAACGCAGCGCAAAAACGGCGAUUAGAAGGAACGUAUCGGAGAGGACUCGCGUCACGAUGCACGAAUAUGUAGAGGUACGUUCGAUCAAAAGGCUCACCUAAGUUGAAGCGCGAAGUACGACGCCGCGAGUGAACUCGCACGAGACUAGCCGAGGGUACCUCGGGCCAGUCGCCAUUUUGUUGGGUAGUCAUCGGGAUCGUCGUGUUACACACACCUCGGGGAUCCGUCGUAAUUUCGUCCGGGCGGACGGUAAAACGCCGUGGGAUUCGGGGCGCAGCUCUCCUACUACACGCCAUUCCGCAAAUGGCUUGUCUGAACACCCUCAAGCAGGAAAUCAAAACGCUCGAAUCCGUCUUCCCCAAGAGCCAUGAGAGGUUUCAGAUAAUGUCCGCGAGCGUGGACGAGCUCAGCUGCAGGUUCGUCGGUAAAAAUGGGAAGAAGUACGAAAUACACGCCAACAUCACAGAAACCUAUCCUUCUACACCGCCGGUCUGGUUCGCUGAGUCCGAGGAAACUAGUGUUACGAACGCUGUACAAAUUUUAAGCAACACGACAGGCCGCGACAACCAUGUAAUCAACCAAGUCGGGAUCCUUCUGAAGGAACUAUGCAGACUACACUCGUUACCAGAACCACCGGACGUCGAAAGACUCAGAACGGCUUUGGAUCCUUUACGUUUGGGAGGACCGAACGAAGCCGUGGCGCAGAGAAUGGACGCUGAGGACGUUGAUGACUUCGACGAGGACGAAGAGAGCGAGACUGAGGAAGACCUCCACCUGGACAUGGAUGAGGGAGAUGCCAAUGCCAAGAGUAAGGGCGAGGAAAUGGAUUUGGAGCAUCUUGCGACGUUGGAAAGGUUGAGACAGAAUCAGAGACAAGACUAUUUAAAAGGAUCUGUUUGCGGAAGCGUACAAGCCACUGAUAGACUCAUGAAGGAACUACGUGAUAUUUAUCGAAGUGACAGCUUUAAAAAAGGAAUGUAUAGCAUAGAACUAGUAAAUGACAGUUUGUACGAAUGGAAUAUCAGGUUGAUGUGUGUAGAUCCUGAUUCACCACUUCAUAGCGAUCUCAUUCUUCUAAAAGAGAAAGAGGGCAAAGACAGUAUUCUACUCAACAUGCUUUUUAAGGAAACUUAUCCAUUCGAGCCUCCAUUCGUGAGAGUUGUGCAUCCCAUCAUUUCUGGCGGGUAUGUUCUCGUAGGAGGCGCCAUUUGUAUGGAGCUUCUUACGAAACAAGGAUGGAGUUCGGCAUACACAGUGGAAGCUGUUAUAAUGCAGAUUUCGGCAACGUUAGUGAAGGGCAAAGCGCGUAUACAGUUCCAAGGAUCAGGUGGUGCUGGCAAAGUGUGCGGUGGACAAGGCCAAUACAGUUUGGCACGUGCCCAACAGUCAUUCAAGUCUCUUGUACAAAUACAUGAAAAGAAUGGUUGGUUCACGCCCCCGAAAGAGGAUGGCUAAUGAACAGCGGUUACCGAAUCGUACCGAAAAAAAUGACACGUGCUUACAGAUGAGACUUUAAUUCGGUGUGUGCCCAACAAGUAAUUGUUAUGAUAAUGAUUUGAUACACAAACACAACAGUAACUAGGUAACUUAAGAUAUUGAAUUAAUCUAACGUAUAAUUCCUUUGAUGGCUAAAAAGGCUGCCGUGCAGUUUUGGUUUUCGUAUCUACAAAUUUUCGGUCAUUAACGAUUAGACCGGUAAUUGUAUUGGUAAAUGUAAGGUAUCAUUUCAUCUGGAAUUGAUUCUUAUGUUUUGACUGAGAAUCCCCAAUUGUUAUGAACGACAUAGUAAUUUUAGUACUUUCUCAAGGAUGCAUAUGUUGUACGUGCGAAACAGUAUAAAUAUUCUGAAAAAUGCGUUUGCGCAAUCGUGCUUCCUGUCUUUUUAACGGGAGGAGAUUAUAGUUAGCAUUUUUAGAUUAAUAAUACUGGAGAGAUUUUUAAGUGUUUCUUUCAUUAUUUUAUUAUAAGUACCGCAUUCUUUUUUUCCUACGAAAAAAUACGGAUGUUUUGUGCAAUUCGGUGGCAAGAAAGGUGAAUGUCACUUAAUUUCUUUCUUUCUUCUUGUUUUUUUUUUUUCUCUCGAAACUAUUUUCAGCCAAGUAUCUCAUAAGCGAUAUAUAUUACGCGAGUGCACAACCAAAGCGUUUCUCAACAAAUUUAAUUGGAAACGAAAUGACUAAAUAGGGUAAAUAAAGUAUAGCUUCAUAUCGGGAGGCUCUAGAGAGUACAUGAUCAUAGAAGUCACGAAAGUUUUAGCGAACUUUACAGACUUGCAAUUAAAUGUGUUUCGUAAAGCUAAUUUUCUGUAUAAACAGUAAUCGAGUCAGAUUUUUGACACAAGAAGCAAUAUUUUUUUACAUUCGGCAAAUAGCGUAUUCCGCAACAUUGUUAGAUUAGGUGAGACGUAGAGCCUUGUAAUGCUUGUAUCGUAUACAAUGCAGCAAUUAAUAUGCAUGUUCAUCUUUUACUUAGAACGUAGGAACGAGGCAGAUACUACUAAUGUAUAGGUAUCGUAAAGUCGUGCGCGUUUUCUUUCUCAAGUAGCGAAAUAUCGAGGAGAAUUUCAUUAUCUCGGGUUCCUUUCUUUUGCAAUGUCGUCGGGAUUGCUUGUAACUUUCUAUAACAUAAUAUCAUAUAUCCUGUCGUAACAUUCAAUCGAGUAUAGGAAUUCGAAAGAUGUAUAGAUGUAUAUAAUGCAAGAAGUACUCUUUAGAGUCUUUUUACCAGAAGGCACAAACGUAAUGGGAGAAGCUUGAAAGUUUUGGUUGUGUGUUUCAUCUUAAUUCGCGAUAUUUAAAUCUAUUGUUUCCGAUGCGUCGCAAUUCUCUAUUUUAUAAAACGUUGUGACCGUAUAGACGAGCUGUAAUUUUUCUUAAUAGAAGAUGAGCGAGCUGAAUAUUAUCUGACGGAAUUAAUUAAUUCUUAUGCGCAAAUUUGUUUUCGAAGAGUUGGUCCCUUGCAAAUGAUAAUAAUCAACAGCGAUAAAAUUAUUGUUUUCGCCGAUCACUCGAUUAUAUAUUGUUUACAAUAAUGCAUUUAUCGUGUACACAUCGAUUAACAAUUGAUGUUAAUAAUUCUCGCAAUUGUUCACAAUGGAGGAACUGUUUCGAAACGAUGCUACAUAUGAUUUUAUGCGCACCGCCAUAAUCAGCCAUCGUUCGCGCGACGACUAAAUGGCCAAACUUGACGCUUCUGAAGCGAAUUUGUCCAUUAGAAUUAACAACGGAAUAUCGUAACGCUAAUAACUUUGACGACUCUAAUUUUCGCUAUCAGGUCGUACGCGAGAUACACCCGACGUCUGUUUUCACACGAAAAAAGGGGAAGAAAAUACUGUAAUAGAUUUGUCGCAGUUAGGCGUUUAAUUUUUGUAUCACGUCACGAAACUUACGUUGCAGAAACUGUGUAAAUUACAAUGAUUGAUUCGUAGUUGCUUUAACACUCUCCGAAUUUGUAUCGCACUUUUGAGCAUCUAUGCAAUUUGUUUCGUACAUACAUACAUAAAAGUACACAUCCUCCAUUGAUUCGCAUACACGCGCACAUUCACACAAAUACACACACAUACACGUACACAACACGUACAUAUAUAUACACACACACACACACACGCGCAUUCUGUUCCUCGUGCUUCAUCUUCCUACGUGAUCAUAAGUGUAGUUUUUUUCUGCCGUCACGCUAAUUGCGAACGAUUAUCAUCGUUUCCCGUAAAAAUCCGAAAAUAUGCAUCUUAUUUUGUCUUUUCUUGUAAAUAUUGCCAGUAUUACAAUAAUGGCUGAUUGAACAGUUGUACUCGAGGGGCUCUCGUUUCAGGUAUCGUUACUUUGAUAAUGUUACUGAUAUGCGUCUCUGAAUCAUUAGCGUGCGUUCGCUCUCAUUGAGGUAAAGGAGAAGCGUAAAAUCGUAUGGAGAUGGAGCAGUACAUAUGUUAUUUGGCAAAUAACGCAUGUACAUACUGUAUCGGUACACAUGAUUAUUGGUAUAAUCUGAAUCAAGUAGCGUGGAUCAUUAGUUUCGUUCGCGGUACCGUUGACGCUCGUUUGUGAGGAAAUCGUAUGAGCAGUAUCGUCAUAUAAAUAAUAGAUUCUUAAGUGUAGAUGUGCGAUCAUCGAGCUCGUUGUCAGUGGGUUAUCACAAUUUGUACAGCCGCGCCCGUUUGACACUGAGUAACUGGUUGUUCGACGUUCGUUAUAAACGUUAUGUUCUUCUUUGCCAAAACUCUUCUUCGUUCCCGUCUCUGUUAAGUUUUUCUUUUUGUAUAAUCGUAUAUGAUCGCGGGGAGUAAUGUGACAUGUAUAUUUUUGCUACAAAUAUCGUUAAGACCCCCUCAUUUUCGUAGAACAUUCGACACUUGCCGGUAUAUUCUUCUUGGCGGUAUUUCCGAACGGUCUCUCGGCGUCUCGGUAUAUAAGAUCGACGGGAUGUUAUGCCUGCGAUUCGUUCGGAUUAAUUCAAUCAACCACGAAUGAAAAAGGAACGAGAGAUGCGUGAUAAGUGAGAGAAGACGAUCCCGCCGGCGUGCGUCGGAAUUCGUCCGGGAUUGUAUAUUUUGUUUUUAUUUGUAUACGAGAAACGUGUGUAUAAAACGAAAGAAAGAAAGAAGGAGGGAAAACCGUAGAAAACGUUGGAGAACUAGCCGGAUGUCACUGUGCGACUGUGGAAUACACUUUUCGAACCUUUAGAUUGUGUGCAGCGGCGGCAUAGUCAUAACGACGUUACGUUAUAUUCAAAGCGAUCUAUUUGAAGACUGAUAAAAAAGAAACGAAGCGGAACUUGAACGUUCUUUUCUUCCACACACACGUACACACACGCACACGUAACACACACAUACAUAUUACAUCUGUAACAAAAUGUAUCUUUCACGCGAGACUUCGAUUCGUGAGCAUAAUGAACGAGAGGUAUUUAUCGAGCGAAUUUAUCCGCAUUGAACGGGAAUUUUCUGUAUUUCCACAUUCACGAGAGCAUCGUGAAAUUACCAUUGUCAUCCUCGUGCGAGGGCAACGAUCCGGAAAGAUGGAUGUAUUUGUAUUUGUGGCAAAAAUAGUAUUUCGUCUAAAGUUU